AUGGAAGACGCUGGUGUUCAAAAAACAAUUUGGGAUGGAGAUGCCAAGGCUGUACAGCAGUGUCUGACGGAUAUAUUCACAAGUGUCUACACCACCUGUGAUGUACCAGAGAAUGCCAUCUUUGGCCCCUGUGUUCUGAGCCACACUUCCCUCUACGACAGUAUAGCUUUUAUAGCCCUCAAAUCCACAGACAAGAGAACGGUGCCCUACAUAUUUCGGGUGGACACUUCAGCUGCAAACGGCUCCUCCGAGGGACUGAUGUGGCUCCGUCUGGUUCAAUCUGCCAGAAACAAAGAGGAACAAAAUCUGGAAGCCUACAUCAAGAACGGACAACUGUUUUACAGAUCCCUGCGCAGGAUUGUCAAAGACGAGGAACUAUUAGUCUGGUAUGGGAAAGAACUGACAGACCUGCUUCUUCUACACCCUGCCAGGGCGCAGGGAAAAACUCCCGGAACAACACAGCAUACAUGCUUGGAGUGUAGUCAAAGAUUUCAGUAUGAUUUUCCUUAUGUGGCCCAUGUAAGAUUUCGUUGCCCUAAAAGAGUCCAUAAUUCCGAUCCUAACUCAGAACAGCUGGUCAAGGACAAUAGAGAACUUGAACCUCGAAACGCUAUGGUAUCUACAACCAAAUACAACAAGCUAUCAAUUUAUCAGCCCCAAAAAGAGAACCACAAGCCCACCACAGACUUUCACAACUUGGCCAGGGACCUAGAGAAUUUUAGAAACCCCAGUUCUUCAUCUUUUAGCUCUUCCCCAACAACCAAAUCCCAUCUUGCACGCCAGGACUCGGAGAAUUCCUCUGAGAGCCUUCAUAAAACCAAAAGAAAGUAUGAGGACCACUUGGAGGACAACAGAUCCAGACGGAUAGAAUCUUCUGGGAGGUUUAUGGACAGGCCCAUACCUUCUUCUAAAGAGGACUUAGUGUGCAGUCCUCAGACAUUUAGAGGCAGCUCUUACUUUAAUGUAGAGGAAGGAGGGCAGUUAUAUGCUCCACCAAGUCCAGAGAAAGCGGAAGCAAAGAGAAGCGCAUUUGUAGAAGUGAAAAAGGCAUCUAGAGGACUGGAAGAAGCCGAGCCAAGCUCUGAGGGUAAAGAGAAAUCUCCGUCCCACCCAGGCAGUCCAAGUGGGGAGAAGAGAUUGAACCUCAGACCUGAAAAUCAGUCAGAAGACAAUGCACCGAUGGGCAGUGCCUUUACUAGCGUGCCCCAGAUGGCAAACCAAGAUCCGGAAAGGAAAAGUGCUUUCUCACAACCGACUAGAAGCAGCUUCAACCAUGUGACUCCACUACAGGUGAUGGGGCAAAAACUGGUACCCAGUGGGUUAAAUUUGGAUUGCCAUGGAGACAGUGUUGGGCCAGCCAGGCUAUAUCAGUCUGAUCCACUCUCAGUUAAGCUUCAGAGCCCUGAAUUAAAUGGUAACUGCACACUACCGGGAGGCAUGCCCAAGCAAAGUCCUUUCCUCUUUGCUACUACAUUUUGGCCAAAGAGCUCACCUGCACCCCUUCAAAUGCAGCUGCCUUCUACCCUUACCCUACUGCCUCCUUCCUUCACCUCCCUGUGUCUGCCAGCUCAAAACUGGUGUGCCAAAUGCAAUGCUUCCUUUAGAAUGACUUCUGAUUUGGUGUACCACAUGAGGUCUCACCACAAGAAAGAGUAUGCCAUGGAACCAUUAGUGAAGAGGAGGAGAGAGGAAAAACUAAAGUGCCCCAUAUGUAAUGAGUCCUUCAGGGAACGUCACCACCUCUCCAGGCACAUGACCUCUCAUAAUUAA
Bufo bufo (common toad) is the source of this 1770-nucleotide messenger RNA. RefSeq names its product PR/SET domain 8 (gene PRDM8). The transcript has 3 exons. The record is from RefSeq and is a predicted model, not a curated record. Gene Ontology annotation, molecular function: protein binding. Lineage: Eukaryota; Metazoa; Chordata; Amphibia; Anura; Bufonidae. Gene Ontology annotation, biological process: regulation of DNA-templated transcription. The coding region runs from base 1 to 1770 and encodes 589 amino acids. Gene Ontology annotation, cellular component: nucleus.